Messenger RNA from Nematostella vectensis (starlet sea anemone), 2087 nucleotides. RefSeq names its product putative aldolase class 2 protein RP493. The record is from RefSeq and is a predicted model, not a curated record. Gene Ontology annotation, molecular function: actin filament binding. Gene Ontology annotation, cellular component: cytoskeleton. NCBI's taxonomy places the organism in Eukaryota, Metazoa, Cnidaria, Anthozoa, Actiniaria, Edwardsiidae. The coding region runs from base 56 to 904 and encodes 282 amino acids. The transcript has 4 exons.
GGUAGACCGAAGCAGAACGACUGUACCUUUUUGUAAGCACUAUAAAUAACAAAUCAUGUAUGGCCGACUUUUAGCUCCUCGCCGUGGCUGCAGUCUUUUACUGAAAGCUUUGUACAGGCCUAAACAAGCCGUGUUUGUGAGGGAUAUAUCCGUAUCACGCUCAGUAAACUCAAGCGAUGCCAACUGGCAAGCCCGAGUGGACCUUGCCGCUGCGUACCGUGGUUUUGAGAUGAUGAACAUGCACGAGGGAGUUUGCAACCAUCUGAGCAUGAUGGCUCCGGGAAAGCACGGCACUGGAAGAGUCAUGCUCAUGAUUCCCUAUGGACUUCACUGGAGCGAGGUUACAGCAUCAUGCCUUAUUGGAGUAAACGAAUCAGGACAAAUUAUAGAAGGAGAGGGUGAAAUUGAGACUUCAGCUGCCAUGAUACACUUGGGUGUCCACAAAGCAAGACCAGAUGCUAUAUGUGCAUUCCACUUGCACCCCCCUUACUCAACUGCUAUAGGCUGCCUCAAGCAACCAUCCUUUGGAAUGUACCAUCAGAAUGCAUGUCGGUUCUAUGAUGAUGUAGCAUAUGAUAAUAAUUACAGUGGAUAUGCCACAGAUGAGAAGGAAGGGUGCCGCACUGGGCGCAUGCUCAGAGAUAAAGUUGUCUUGUUCAUGUGCAAUCAUGGGAUACUUGUAGUAGGACCAGACGCCCAGCAGACGUUUGAUGAUACAUAUUACUUGGAGAGAGCCUGUAUGAACCAGGUCCUAGCCAUGCAGACUGGGCAGGAGUUGAUGGAGAUCCCUGAAGAGGUGUGCCUUAUGAACAAGAGUUUAUUGGAAAAGCCAAAGUAUGCUGCUAUACACUUCAAUAGCAUUAAAAGACUUUUGGCUAAACGAGAGCCUAACUUUAUGGCUUGAGUUAGGCCAACAGAUAAAGGCUAGUAACUAACUACUACUUGAGGAAGAAACUGAAACACGAAGAUUUUGAAGUGUGAAGAUUAGAUAUAGGAACUUGGGCCCUUCGCCAGAAUUUUUCAGAUCAGAGGGUUCAGAAGAACUAAAUAAAAACUAUAAUUUAAUGCAAGUAAGGACACUAAGUAAUAAAGGUCCUCUAAAAAUAGGUAUACAAAGCCUGAAAUUCAGUUUUGAAUAAUUUUGUAAAAAAAAAAAUGAAAAAUGAAAGAAUGAAAAAAAAAUCAACCAACAGGAAUCCGAAAAAGAAGUAAAUUUCUUUUGGCGAGUUGGUGAUUUUUCAAAUUCAUAGAUCCAACAUGUCAAUCACGCGUGCACGAAUAGCCAAUCAGGAAAGAGAUGGUGCAAUAACAGCCAUGUGGUCCCACAAAUGUCCCCAAAAAAGUCGGCAAUCAACGGCUAAAAAGAUUUGUUUGAGAUAUUUUUCUGCGAAUCUGGACAAGCAAAUAAGCAUUCUCUGGUCAGCGUAGAAAUGCUAGCCCUGUUUUCUUUGACCAGCCACUUUUAGUGUAGAGUUGGGACUCAAAUUGUAGAAAAACAUGUAAAAUUUACUACGAAGAAACGAAAAAACAAAAAGCAAGCAAACCACUUACAAGAGCAAUGUAGUCCUACCAUUAAACUUGUGUUUGAUAUUACCUAGAUAAUUCAAAUUACAUAUAAAAUGAGACUGUUGUUUGUAUUUUUGCUGUAAAUCUCGACAUUUGCCGAUAAAACUUGUAGUUAAAAGUCAGACGUAAACAGCGAAUUUGGCUUUCUAUUUUCCCUGCACUUAAAUCACUGCAGUUUGACAAAAAUAGCUCGUAAUCAUCUUUUUAUAUGCUUCUCUACAAGAUUUUCACCAAGCUUGGACAACAAGACAAGUUUCCAUCAUGUUAGGUUUCUGUGUUUUAUUUCCCAAGUCGCAGAAAGACCGCUAUAAACGUCUGUAUUUAAAUCCCUCAUCUGACAUGUUGUACAAUUUGUGGGACUUUAGUGGGACAUUUGGGUUGCACUUUGCUGGCUUCUAUUUGCUGCUUUCUGAUUGGAUAUUUGUGCAUGCGUCUGAUCUAUGAAUUAAAGAUGAGUAUCAUACAAAUGUAAUAUUAAAGUAAAAAUCUGUCUUAUAAAAUGGAUGACUUUGUGCAGGCUA